CUCUGCGAAAUUCAAAUUCCAUCUCUCUUUCUCCUUUUCUGUGAGUGUUUUUUCUCAUGAGCGAUCCCAUUCUCAUCUCCGACGAGGAGGAUGAGUCUACUCCACCACAAUUUCCGUCCAAGAGGGCUCGAAAGAAUCCCACUCCGACGAUUGUAAACUUGGAUUCCGACACGGCACCGCCGGGGUCUUCUUCUACUCCGUUCCUCGUCGACGAGUCAUGUCUCCCUGACGAUGUCACCGUCGUCAAAUCUUCCUUGGGUUCCGGAGCUCGAGGUCCUUCACUCCGCGAAGACAAGUUUUCCGGUAAACGACUAGUAUCUCUUGAUUCGGAUUCUGAAGACAGUCCUCGACCUGAAACUUCUAAGAAAUAUGAACCCAUACAUGCUGAUCCUUUGGUUCAACGAUGUGAAUUGGUAUCUGGAUCCAGUGAUGCAGAUUCUGGUGAGGAGAAGAACUUUGAUCUGAAUGCAAGAAUGUUUUGGCCAAAUAAUAGUCCUAAUUGGAUGCAGGGAGCCAGUUUUCGAUCUUCACCUCCCAACAAUGCUAUUGAGGUAGAAUCUGGCCAAGAGAAGGAAGAAAUGAGCGCUGAGAAGUUUGGUCGACAAAAGCAGACCAGAAGCUCUAAAAACACAUCUGUUUCUGGUAAAGCAAUGCCAAAAAAACAGAUGUCAAAGGACGAAAGAAUCCGAGCGACAGAGGAAAAGAAGUUAAGAAAAGAGCAAGAGAAAUUACAGAAAGCAGCAUUGAAAGCAGAAGAAGCUGAGCGUAAAAAGUUAGAGAAGGAAAAGCAGAAAUGGGAAAAGGGAAAGUUAGCCCUUAAAUCUAUUGUUGCUGAGAUUGAUACUAAAGUGGUUGAAGGAUCCAUUGGAGGACUUCUGCUUUUAAGGUUCUCUGAGAAAGGCAUUGCAUUCCGUAUAGCCCCUAAUCCUAUCGAGAGAUCCAUUGUGUGGACGAUGACAAUUCCAGAGGAUAUUGCUCCGAAUUUGCCCCGAGGGACCAAGAUUCCAUAUGUUUUACUUGUGUACGAGGCUGAAGACUUUUGUAAUCUUGUUGCUAGUGAAAGACUUCUCGAAAACGUCUCAAGAGUUCGGGACCAAUACCCAUCGUAUACAGUGUGUUACCUUACUAACAAGUUAAUGUCCUACGUAAAGAAAAGGGAAGGGGUUGAGUACAAGAAAGAUGGUAAUCACAGUGGUUGGAGAAAACCUCCUAUUGAUGAGGUACUUGCAAACUUAACUACUCACUAUAUUGGAGUACAUUCCAGGCAUUGUAUUGAUGAGGCUGAGGUGGCUGAACAUGUUGUUGGUUUAACAAGUAGUCUGGCCUCUUGCCAAGUCAGGGAUAAGUUAUCGUGGUUAAAAGUAAAAGCUGACGGUGUAGUAGCCUCCAAGGAUGCAGUUGUCAAACACUUGAUUAAAAAGAGUCCAUGGUUAAAAGCGUUAGUAGCAAUACCAAAGGUGCAGCCAAGAUACGCUGUAGCAGUGUGGAAGAAAUAUCCAUCCAUGAAGUCUCUUCUUGAGGUUUAUAUGGAUCCUAACAAAUCGAUUCAUGACAAGGAGUAUCUACUGAAAGACUUGAAGGUGGAAGGUUUAGUAGGAGGAGACAUAAGGUUAGGUGACGUUUCUUCAAAGCGAAUAUACAGAAUUCUCAUGUCCCACAAUGGAGGCAUUAUGACUGACGAAGUAUGAAAAGGUCCUUCACAGAUUUAUUCUCCACAUGACUUGAACUAGAAAUCAAAAUGUCACACAAAACAGUAGAGUGAUUGUGGCUGAGAUUUUGUGGUUGUUGGUAUAGGUAUGUAUGC
Molecule: messenger RNA, 1804 nt
Organism: Eutrema salsugineum
Lineage: Eukaryota; Viridiplantae; Streptophyta; Magnoliopsida; Brassicales; Brassicaceae
Product: crossover junction endonuclease EME1A
Exons: 12
Coding region: 57-1688 (543 amino acids)
Biological process (GO): DNA repair
Cellular component (GO): nucleus; Holliday junction resolvase complex
Molecular function (GO): DNA binding; nuclease activity
Source: RefSeq, a predicted model, not a curated record